Molecule: messenger RNA, 743 nt
Organism: Solanum lycopersicum (tomato)
Lineage: Eukaryota; Viridiplantae; Streptophyta; Magnoliopsida; Solanales; Solanaceae
Source: RefSeq, a predicted model, not a curated record
CAUGUACAAUAUAAUAAUUAAUCACUAAAAGUGAUUUUCUUUUUCUGUGUAUGAAACAAUUUCUUCCACAUUCCAUCCUUGUGAAAAUGGCCUUCAGAAUGAGAUAUUUGAAAUCCAUGACGAAUGCCUUCGUGACGAAUCGAUCAUUUGCUUCUUCUACUGCUCCAAGAUUUUCCUCUAGGGGUGGUUUUACCUAUGUCAACCCUAAGAAGUUGUCAAUGACCAAUGGGGAUAUGGCACCAGUGUAUGUAUUGGGUGGAACAUUAUCACUGGCAAUAGGACUAUGCAUUUUCACAAUGAAACAACAAUUAUUUCAUGGUCCUGGAGUUUUUGUUACCAAAAAAAAGAGAGAAAAUAUUGCUGAAGUUGAUUUUCCAGAUGCAAUGGCUAGUUCUGGUACUAAGUAUAUUGACAAAUCUGUCUUGAGGAAAUUUGGAAGAAUUCAAGAUCCUAUUAAUUCUCAAUAUGAUAUUGAUCCUUACACAAGGCCAAGAAAAAUUGAGUCCUUGAAAUCAGUUGGAGUUUGAGAGCCCAUUGUGAAAAUAGAUUUCCGUUUUUCCUAAUUUAGUUUUAUUUACUUCCAUGGCACAAUAAAUUAUUUGUUGUUAAUAAAAUGCCACAAAUUUGAGGAGAAUAGUUUUUUUUUUACUUCAAUAGAUUCCUUUUUUUAUUUUUAUUUCAUUCAAUUAAGCAUGUAUUUCAAUUUUUUACUUGAAAUUGUGGGCUCCGUUUUACGUUUGCAA